Dichotomopilus funicola is the source of this 2076-nucleotide messenger RNA. RefSeq names its product amino acid permease-domain-containing protein. The transcript has 5 exons. Gene Ontology annotation, biological process: amino acid transmembrane transport. Gene Ontology annotation, cellular component: membrane. The record is from RefSeq and is a predicted model, not a curated record. Gene Ontology annotation, molecular function: amino acid transmembrane transporter activity. The coding region runs from base 1 to 2076 and encodes 691 amino acids. NCBI's taxonomy places the organism in Eukaryota, Fungi, Ascomycota, Sordariomycetes, Sordariales, Chaetomiaceae.
AUGGCCGACUUCCGCCCCAAGGAAGACGACGACCCUUUUGCCUCGCGCUCACAUCCCAUCGGCGGCCGCCACGGCCACAACCGACUUCGGCGCGGCAACGACCUCGGCUUUGGCAACAGAAGCUACGGUGACACCGUCCGGGGCUGGAUAGACUCGUUCCGCCGCGACCCAGGCCGUCACGUCACGCCGGCCGCGGCGAUCACGUCCGAAGACCCCCGGCAGCGACAUCGACACGGGCACGGCUAUGGGCAUGGGACUGGGCAUGGGCAUCAUGAACAUCGGCAUCGGGCGGGAGGCACAUCACAUUAUUUUGACUUACAUGCGGCGAACGUUGGGACGGCGAAUACGCUGCUCUCCAGGGAGUUGAAGUCGAGGCAUCUGCAGAUGAUUGCGAUUGGGGGUUCAAUAGGUACCGGCCUCUUUGUUGCCUCUGGAAAAGCGCUGCACACCGGUGGUCCCGGCGCUGUUCUCAUCGCCUAUCUCUUCAUCGGCUGCAUGCUCUACUGCACCGUCCAGGCCCUCGGCGAACUCGCUGUUACCUUUCCCGUGGCCGGUUCCUUUUCGGCUUACUCGACACGGUUUCUCGACCCAGCGUGGGGGUUCACCAUGGGCUGGAAUUACGCUCUACAAUGGUUGAUGGUAUUACCACUCGAAAUCAUUGCGGCUUCUAUUACUGUCGGUUAUUGGAACAGCGAGAUCAGUCGUGCCAUUUUCAUCACGGUAUUUUUGUUUAUCAUUCUCGUGAUAAACCUCUUUGGGGUUAAGGGCUAUGGUGAAGCCGAGUUUGUCUUUGCCAUUGUAAAGAUCACAGCCGUGAUCGGCUUCGUUCUCUUGGGUAUCGUAAUCAACAUUGGAGGCUACCCCAAUGACGGUUACAUCGGUGGCCGGUACUGGCAGUCACCAGGCGCGUUCAACAACGGCUUCAAGGGCCUCUGCGCUGUGUUCGUAACCGCCGCUUUUGCGUUCACAGGUACUGAGCUCGUCGGGUUAGCCGCCGCCGAGACCGCAAACCCCCGACGCUCGCUCCCGACAGCCAUCAAACAAGUAUUCUGGCGUAUCACGCUCUUCUACAUCGUCAGCCUAACCUUAAUCGGCCUACUCGUACCCUACAACCACCCACGACUCCUCGGCGCCAAAUCCGCCGCCGACGCCUCCGCUUCCCCCUUCGUAAUCGCCAUCGAAUCCGCCGGUAUCUCCGUCCUUCCCGCCGUCAUGAACAGCGUAAUCCUCAUCGCCGUCCUCUCCGUCGGCAACUCGGCCGUCUUCGGCUCCUCCCGCACCCUCGCCGCCCUCGCCGACCAGCGCCAAGCCCCUUCCAUCCUGGGCUACGUCGACCGCCGCGGCCGCCCGCUCGUCGCCAUCCUCGUCGCCUCCGCCUUCGGCCUCCUCGGCUACCUCGCCGACCUCGACAGCCAAUCCGACGUCCUCAACUGGCUCCUCGCCGUCUCUGGCCUCUCCUCCGUCUUCACCUGGGGCUCCAUCUGCCUCGCUCACAUCCGCUUCCGCCGCGCCUGGCGCGCCAAGGGCCGCAGUCUCCGCGAACUCGCCUUCCGCUCCCAAGUCGGCGUCGCCGGGUCCUGGGUCGGCCUCGUGCUUAACAUCCUCGUGCUGGUCGCUCAGUUCUGGACCGCCGCCUGGCCUGUCCCUUUACCCGCCGCGUCAUCCUCCACCAAGGGGAAUACCCUCGGCAUGAACGAAAAGAACCCAACCCUCCCAACCUGGCCCUCAGCAGCCACCACCGCAGCAGCCGCCUUCCUCCUCCACCCCCACAACACCGCCACCACAGACGCCAGUCUCGGCGGAGGCCAAUCCUCCGGCGGCGCGGCCGUGGUACCGAUCGAUUCGCCGCGGGACGUAGCACAGAAUUUCUUUUUGCAGUAUCUCUGCGCGCCGAUUGUGUUGGUGGUGUAUCUGGGGUAUAAGUUUUGGUUUCGGACAAAAGUGGUGCGGAUUGACGAUAUGGAUGUGGACACGGGUCGGAGGGAAUUGGGGAAUCUGCCGAUUUUGGUGUCGAGGGAGGUGGAUGAGAUGAAGGGAAUGCCGAGGUGGAAGAAGGUUUAUAAGUUUUUGUGUUGA